UUAAAAGGAUUAGCAGAAAGGCUCAUGUGGGAGCGAGCGCAGCCAGCCAGAAAAGAAAUAUACACAAGGGUGGGAACUGGGGAACAAAUUUACCGCUGGGAGAAGAAGGGGCGAAAGGCGGAAAAGCAAGCGCAAAGGGCUCUCUCUAACUCUCUUUGUGUCUCCUGUCUCCAUUUUCGCGGGGCUUUCCGCUACUCUGUUUGCUGAUCGCCGAUUCAGAUCCACGACGCCACCGUUCACCGGAGAGAGGGAGACGGGGAAGAAGGGAGUCGAAAAAUUAAGAAACAGAAGACGACAGAGUCAAAAUGGACGGCGGCAAUUCAGCGGCGGAGGAGUCCGCUAGCCAGCUGGAAGAAGAGAUAGGAAGAGUAGUGGAAGAGGCGAGGCAGCUGCAGGAAUCGGCUGCCUCUCACAUCUCCAGGAGCUUCAACGAAGAGCAGACACUUCGCCAGCGCGCUAAUUCCAUCGACUCUUCCAUCCGUCGCUGCCGUUCUCUCCUUCACUCCGUCCUCUCCCGCCGCCUCAUCGACGCCAAGCUAGCUGACAAGCUGGAAGACGAGCUGCAGAGAGCCAAGUGUGUCGUUUCCGAUGGGGAUGCCGCUUCUUUCCUCCCUACCAAGUCCCAAGGUAGCUUUCUCAGGAUGUUUCUGGGUCCAAUUAACGUGCGUGCAUCCCGCAAAGAUGUCCAGUUGAAAGUUAAAGAAGAGUAUAACAGUUACAGGGAUAGAACCGCCCUUUUAUUUCUUCUUUUCCCAUCAGCUCUACUAAUUCUAAGGUCUUGGCUAUGGAAUGGGUGCUUGCCAGCGUUCCCUGUUCAACUAUAUCAGGCAUGGUUAUUGUUCCUUUACACUGGAUUGGCCUUGCGAGAAAACAUUCUGAGGGCCAAUGGAAGUGAUAUUCGUCCAUGGUGGAUAAAACAUCACUAUUGCGCAAUGAUAAUGGCACUUGUAAGUCUUACAUGGGAGAUUAAAGGACAGCCCAAUUGCGCCGCAAAACAGAGAGGGGUCCAACUUUUCUUGCAAUGGGCUAUGAUGCAAGGAGUGGCGAUGCUUUUACAGAAUAGAUACCAGCGUCAGAGACUUUAUACUCGAAUUGCACUGGGGAAGGCCAAGAGAAUGGACGUCGUCUGGGGUGAAACUGCAGGUGUAGAUGGCCAAUUGUGGUUGUUGUGCCCCAUCCUCUUCAUUUUGCAGGCAAGUUUAUUAGGUUUCGAGGCAUAUGUUGGGCUGCAGUUGCUGAGGACUGCAUUUGUGAGGGUCGUCACUGAGUGGCAGGUAAUUUUCUGCGGAUUCCUUCUGGUCCUGAUGGCCGUGGGGAACUUCUUGAACACGGUUCAGACAUUGCUGACAAAGUCGAGGUUCAAAGCCAAAAUGAAGAGGGUUAAGAGUAAGCCAGAGUUGGAUUGAAUGCAAAAGCUAGUAAGAUUGGUAGGAUUUCUACUUUGUGGUGGCGAAAGCAAGCCAUGAGAUGUCAUUUGUGACAUUUUCCCCCCUCUUUAGGUUUCUGCAAACGUGUUGGAAAUAUCGUCUUAUAAGGUUCUUGUUUUGAACAUGCCAUCUGCGCUCGGAUGUGCUUUUCUCAUGUUUGCCUGAAGAGAAGUUUGGAAAAGGAAGGUAAGAGAGUUGGGUGGGGAAAAUGAUAGAAUGAGCGGAUAAGUUGAUCCACCAGAGUCGCUGUUUAUAGGUCGUAUUUUUUUUUGUCUGAUGGGGGUUAGCUUCUUCAGGUCCAGUUGGUUCGGUUUUGGUCUUGUUUACAGUUGAGGACUUGAGGUGGCUAGUUUUGACACCUGUCCAUGUUGGUCAGGUGGGUUGGUGCUGGGUUGGCGAUUGAAUAACAAACAAUGUGAACUAUUUUGGGAUUUGGAAAGAGUGUCCCUUAGGGUUAGGGGGCUCUGUCUGUCUUAAGCAACAAGAAACGU
This is a messenger RNA of Linum tenue, 1918 nucleotides long. NCBI's taxonomy places the organism in Eukaryota, Viridiplantae, Streptophyta, Magnoliopsida, Malpighiales, Linaceae. The record is from the annotation of a GenBank genome assembly.